Bursaphelenchus okinawaensis is the source of this 1100-nucleotide messenger RNA. The record is from the annotation of a GenBank genome assembly. NCBI's taxonomy places the organism in Eukaryota, Metazoa, Nematoda, Chromadorea, Rhabditida, Aphelenchoididae.
AUGUCAAUUUCUCGUACUCCGUUUCUGAUUGGCGUUGCAGGAGGUACAGCGAGUGGGAAAGUAGGUUUUUUAUUGCUUGUUUGAAUUUUAGGUAGCACUGGAUAAAGAAGGAAAAUUAUGUAUAUAAUUUUUAAAAAUAUUUUAAAAGGAAGUAUAUUUUUAAUAAAUUAAUGCAAACAAACUGUUAAACAUGAAAUACAGCGUUUUGUUUUUUCGAUAACCGAACAUUUCAGACUUCAGUGUGUCGAUUAAUAAUGAGCCGGUUAAGUAACACUGAAGCCCGCAAACGUGUAGUUACUAUUUGUCAGGAUUCGUUUUACAAAGACCUUGAUUCAGAAAGCGAUAGAAAAAAAGCUAUCAAAGGUGAAUAUAACUUCGAUCAUCCAAACGCUUUUGACAACCAACUGAUGCUCCAAGUUUUAAAGGAUAUCCGAGCUGGGCAACCGGUUAAAAUACCCAAAUACGAUUUCUGCACCAAUUCUAGGUAAUAAUCUUUUAAAGCUUUUAAGACAAUCUUGUAAAUUUGAUAUAGGCCGAUUUUAAAUCUGGUAAUUAAUAUAUAUUUGGUCUAAGCCCAAACGGUCAAUUCUAAGCUUUAACGGCCUAAGCCUAUUAAAUCGGCCGGAGUGAGAAGUUUUGAAAUUUAAACGAUUAUUAUUUUGAGGGUGAAAGAUGACUUUUACUUGAUCGAGUCGGCUGAUGUUGUUAUUGUAGAAGGAAUACUAAUUUUUUACGAUUUGGAGCUCCGGAACAUGUUUAACGUAAAGCUUUUUGUGGAUGCGGAUCCAGACAUUCGAUUGGCUCGUCGAGUAGAAAGAGAUACAAUGGAAAGACAACGGAAUCUUAAUCAGGUGAUCCAUCAGUAUUUGGGUUUGGUGAAGCCAGCUUUUGAAGAGUUUUGUUUGCCUACAAAGAAGUACGCCGACGUUAUAAUUCCACGUGGAGCUGAUAAUGAGGUGGCCAUUGAUUUGAUUGUAAAACAUAUUGAGGAUAUCUUACGGACGCCGAGAAGUUCUCCAGUGCCUCAGGAAGAUGAAUUACCUCCAGUAUAUGUGGCUUCAGGAGAUGGUAGGAUACAACAAAUAUCGAGGCCUCAUUAG